Molecule: messenger RNA, 1803 nt
Organism: Nematostella vectensis (starlet sea anemone)
Lineage: Eukaryota; Metazoa; Cnidaria; Anthozoa; Actiniaria; Edwardsiidae
Product: heat shock 70 kDa protein 14-B
Exons: 16
Coding region: 12-1619 (535 amino acids)
Biological process (GO): protein refolding; cellular response to unfolded protein
Cellular component (GO): cytoplasm; ribosome
Molecular function (GO): misfolded protein binding; ATP hydrolysis activity; ATP binding
Source: RefSeq, a predicted model, not a curated record
GGCAUAUCUGUAUGGGCAGCCUGUGGAAGAUAAGCGCGGACCAUCACGGGAUAAAGUUCCAGUCUCUUCCUUUCGUCUCGUCCAACAUGGCGGAUUAUCUGGCGAUCGGUGUCCAUCUCGGAGCAACUACCUCGUGUGUGGCUGUCAGUGCGGAUGGAAACACAACAAUUAUUGCCAAUGAUGCUGGUGACAGAGUAACCCCUGCCAUGGUGGCAUUUUCUGAUACAGAAAAGAAUGUUGGCUUACCUGCCAAACAAGGGCUUAUCAGAAAUGCUAGAAACACAAUUCUCAGAGCAAAGCGAGUACUGGGAAAAAGUUAUUCAGAUUCUGUGGUUCAGGAAGAAGCAGCUGCACUACAGUGCAAACUAAUAGACAAGGAUGGUUUACCUUAUUAUGAAGUUGAGAGUAAUGAGAGAAAUAUCCAAGUGUCACCAAAGGAGGUCAUCAACAUGAUCUACAAGAAAAUGUUGGAGACAGCUCAGUCUCACUGUGGUUCGUCAUCAAACCAUGUGGUGCUCACAGUCCCUGUUAACUUUCAAGAAAAAGAGGUCUCUUUGCUAAGGGAGGCUGCAGAGGAGGCAGGGUUUCACAUUCUUCGCAUCAUCAAUGAACCCGUAGCUGCUGCUUUAGCUUAUGGUCUUGGCCAGAAUGACCGAUCUCAAGACAGCACUGUUCUGGUGUACCGCCUGGGCGGCGCAAGUCAUGAUGUCACUCUCCUGUCAGUUAUAAACGGAAUGUACAAGGUGCUUGCCACUGAAUAUGACGGAGCUCUAGGUGGAAGGAACUUUGAUGAAGUGUUAUUAGAUCUCCUAGCAAAUGACUUUAAAAGGAAGUGGAAAAUAGAUCCUUUGACCAACAAGCGAUCAAAGACAAAGCUCCAGACCUCAGCAGAGCAAUGCAAAAACAUCCUUUCCACACUUGAGUCUGCAAACUGCUCCGUGGACUCUCUAUGUGAGGGCAUUGACUUUCAAGGACAAGUAUCCAGGGCUAAGUUUGAAUCAAGCUGCAGCAGUUUGUUUCAGCGUUGCUUGGGGUCAAUUGAAAAAGUUCUUUCCUCUGCAAAUGUGCCCAAGGAUGAAGUAGAUAAGGUCAUCCUAGUGGGAGGUGCCACUCGUACCCCGAAAAUCCAGCAGCUGCUAAAGAACUACUUCGUUGGCAAAGAGAUCUGCAGACGCAUCAGUCCCGAUGAGGUGGUUGCGUACGGUGCUGCUGUACAGGCCAGCAUCUUGAUGGGACGGAAGGAGGCGGACAUGAUCACAGAGAUUGAGACCAUGUCCAAGGCUAUCUGUGUGUCUGUCGGUGGCGAAAGUUCCCGGAUGAUUCCCGUCAUCCCUCAGUACUGUCCUUAUCCUCUACGUAGAGCGCAUACCUUCACAACAGCGACCGAUGACCAGGAAAGUGUGUGUUUGUCAAUCUACGAGGUAGAGGACCCCCAGGACGCUCGCGCAGCCAACAGUGUUUUACUAGCCAAAAUCGUCCUUCGUGACCUACCGGCACAACCGAAAGGGGAAUUAAAGUUUACCGCGACCUUCCACGUGAAGAAGGAUGGCUCACUCCACGUCCACUUAAUGGAGAAGACAACUAACAGGUCAGCGGAUGUCAACAUAGACGCCACUUGACAUUCGCAACAAAGGUAGACCGGAGCUUCAUAGAAUGAUAGCAGGCAAGUGACGUCAGUAAUGUCCCACGCCCCUCGAUGCAUCACGGGACAUGACUACUGAACAUAGCGCAACGAUCAUAUAGGGCAUUGUAUAAGAUUUACUGUAGUUAUUCCGCAAUGUAUUAUUAAAAAAAGAAAUCAAA